Messenger RNA from Notothenia coriiceps (black rockcod), 2158 nucleotides. RefSeq names its product fucosyltransferase 8b (alpha (1,6) fucosyltransferase) (gene fut8b). Lineage: Eukaryota; Metazoa; Chordata; Actinopteri; Perciformes; Nototheniidae. The record is from RefSeq and is a predicted model, not a curated record. Bases 16 to 1200 code for a protein of 394 amino acids. Gene Ontology annotation, biological process: protein N-linked glycosylation. Gene Ontology annotation, molecular function: protein binding; alpha-(1->6)-fucosyltransferase activity. The transcript is spliced from 5 exons.
GUCAAGCAAUAAAAAAUGUUGAAACAUUCCUCGCUCUUUUCCUCCCAGAACCCUCCAGACUGCAGUAAGGCGAGAAAGCUGGUGUGUAACAUCAAUAAGGGCUGUGGUUAUGGCUGCCAGCUGCACCACGUGGUGUACUGCUUCAUGAUCGCGUACGGCACGCAGCGCACGCUCAUCCUGGAGUCCCACAACUGGCGCUACGCCCCCGGGGGCUGGGAGACCGUGUUCCUGCCCGUCAGCAACACCUGCACCGACCGCGCCGGGGCCUCCACCGGACACUGGUCAGGAGAGGCCCACGAUAAAGACGUCCAGGUGGUGGAGUUGCCCAUCGUGGACAGCCUCCACCCUCGGCCCUCCUACCUUCCCUUGGCCAUCCCCGAGGACCUGGCCCCGCGCCUGCACCGUCUCCACGGCGACCCCUCCGUCUGGUGGGUGUCCCAGUUCGUCAAGUACCUGGUACGACCUCAGACGUGGCUGGAGAAGGAGAUCCAGCAGACCACCGCCAAGCUGGGCUUCAAACACCCCAUCAUCGGAGUCCAUGUGAGGAGGACGGAUAAAGUGGGGACGGAGGCGGCCUUCCACCCCAUCGAGGAGUACAUGCUGCAUGUGGAGGAGCAGUUCCAACAUCUGGCCAGACGUGUCCACAUCGACAAGAAACGAGUUUACCUGGCAACCGAUGACCCCUCCCUGCUGCAGGAAGCAAAGACCAAGUAUCCAGAGUAUGAGUUCAUCAGUGAUAACUCCAUCUCCUGGUCGGCAGGCCUUCACAACCGCUACACUGAGAACUCGCUGAGAGGAGUCAUCCUGGACAUCUAUUUCCUGUCUCAGACCGACUUCCUGGUCUGCACCUUCUCCUCACAGGUCUGCCGUGUGGCCUAUGAGAUUAUGCAGACGCUGCAUCCAGACGCUUCCUCCUACUUCUAUUCCCUGGACGACAUCUACUACUUUGGAGGUCAAAACGCCCACAACCAGAUCGCCAUCUACCCCCACCAGCCGCGCAGCAGCGAGGACAUUCCCCUGGAGCCCGGAGACGUGAUCGGCGUGGCGGGAAACCACUGGGACGGAUACUCCAAAGGCAUCAACCGCAAAAUGGGCCGCACUGGCCUCUACCCUUCCUACAAGGUCAAAGAGAAAAUUGAGACUGUGAAGUACCCGACGUACCCCGAGGCUGACAAACUGCUCAACGCUCAAAAUAACUAAAAGAAGAAAUGAAAAAAAUAAAAGAAGCGAAGGUGUGAGGAGAAACACGCAGACUCCGAUUCCAGGGAAGGAGGCUGCUUUUGUACAGAAUAGAGAGGCGUACUUAGUGCGCUAAGCCGCGAAGAAAAGAAGAAGCCUGUACCCAGGGGUGAUGGGGAUGAGAAUGCACUCUUAUGUGAGAGCGUGUGUUUGUGUGUAUGCGUGCGCGAACAUGUGUGUGCACUUGUGUAAAUGCCUGUGCAUAUGUCAGGUCAUGGAAGACUUGCACCCUACCACUGCUCCCCCUGCCCGAUGCUCCGACGUCGGCUCUGUAGAGAUGUAGACGUGAACAUUGAUUUUAAAUAAAGCAAGAAAACAAUUAAAAUCUUCACAACUGACCGAGCCCGCUCACCUGAGACAGGACUGGGACUACUGUAAGACUCGCACGCUGGAGUGAGCUUCGAAUCAAUGACUGAAAAAAAAAAUGAUGAUGACAAACUGGACAAAAAGUGUUUUUGAUUUUUAUUUAAUUGCUUUCAGUGGUUCUGAUUCUAAUCUUGCCUUUUUUUCUUUCCCUCCUGUUUUUAUUUUGUUUACUGAAUGUACUGUAUCCUCUUCUUGCCAUGCUCACCGCCCCCCCCCAUUCCCCUUUUCCACUCACUGUGCUUCCUCCAUCUCGUCUUUUCAUGUGCAAUUAAUUUUAAAAAAUACCAUAUUGUGCUUUUAUCAAGUGUUUUUAAACGGUCUUAAUUUUGUGCGUAUGGGGCUGGUGCAUUGUAUACUGUACAGUGUGUGUGUGUGUGUGCAUGUGAGGAUGGAUGUGUGUGUGAGAUCAAGUGUGCCUGUGUGUGAUGUUUUAAGGGGCCAUGUGACGACCUGGUGCCUGAUUCAUGGUGAGCAGUGUGUUUUUAUCUAUUCUGGCUUUCCUCCUGACUGAAUAGUGUUUGUAUGGCAGUGACAGUGGGGACUGUCCUCCUCA